Molecule: messenger RNA, 548 nt
Organism: Aspergillus pseudonomiae
Lineage: Eukaryota; Fungi; Ascomycota; Eurotiomycetes; Eurotiales; Aspergillaceae
Exons: 1
Coding region: 30-191 (53 amino acids)
Source: RefSeq, a predicted model, not a curated record
GCUUGUAAUGCUUGAUUGCUAUAGUAUUUAUGAUUAUCGCCUGGUUACAGAUAAUUUUUCUGCCUGUCCACUGUAUAAUGUGCUGGCAUGUCUCAGUUGAAACCACACGCAAACUCAAACUCAAUGUGCUGUCGGCUAAUAAUAGUCGGAAGGGAAAGUGCGGUAAUCUGACGCCACAAAAUAUGCCAUGACAAAGCCAUCCAUAGUCUGUCAUUGAGGGGAGUGGCAGGUUGGAAUGCGCUGACGGAUGGGUUGAUUCAACAUGGGAUAUAGUUAAUAUAACGUCCAAGGGUAUGAGGAGAGGGGACCAGCCCCUAUCUUCCCUUGUUCAUGUCAGCAUGGCGUGACAAUCGUCGGGUCGAUUGAAGGGAUCUUCAAGGUCGCACACCUGGGACGGAAGGUGAUAAUGUCUAUCCUAUUGAGACUUGAGAAUUGACUCGCUCAUCCCGUGCGGUAGAGUUUAGCAAUAGGCAGAAGACCGAAAAUUGUAGGAAUUUGGCGAUUGAUUCUUUUUCAGAAAAAAAAAAACAACUGAAAAUGAAAAAAAA